UUAAAUACAAUCACAGCUACGAUAGACAACCACUGGGAAAGUCCCCUGUGAGCUCCCACUUUAUAAUUAUCAUGAUAAGAUAUGCUCAGUUAAAUAGUUUUAGGCUGUAACCUAAAACUAUUUCUUCUACAGAAAAUUUCUAUUUUUUCUACUUUCCUUGAUGUUUUAAAAAAGAGACGAUAAAAAGUGUCGAAACAGGUGCUCUAUGAUAAAAUGAUAAGUGUUUUUGACAAGGUAUGAUACCAAAUAUACAUAGAAGUGAUAUCCUUAACGUCGUCAACUUCAAUUAAAUCAUGUUUUGUAUAAUGGACAAUCACAUUUUGAAUUAAUUAUAUUUGUAACAUAUGAGAAGACACCAACGGAUAUAUAAUAAGAAUAAAUACUGAAGACUUUUUAUCCAUUCUAAAGAAACUAACAUCGUAUGAACUGUCUGAAAGUGUAUUGUUGUUUCAUAGUUUUGUUAUCCACGUGAGCAUACAGUUUCCAUACAACAUGUCAUCAACGUCAGCAAACGAAAAAAAAAAAUACAUUUAUGAUUUACCUUUUCUUGAACGAUCAGAUUUAUGUAAAAUAUUAAAUCAAAAUGAUAAAUGGGAAGAACUUGCUGGAGUUUGGAUGAAAUAUGAUGUAUUAACUGUUCAAAAUUUAAGAAAAGAAAAAAAUCCAACAGAAGAGUUAUUAACACUAUGGUCCAUUCAUAAUCAUACAAUAUUAGAAUUAUUUAUUCUGCUCUCCAGAAUGCAACAUUAUCGAGCAAUGAUUGUCUUAAAACCAUUUGUUGAUGAAAAAUUUCACAUCUUAAUACAUAAAGGAGAAGGAAAUUUAAUAAGUUUGUUAGGUCGUCAACGAUCUUUAAAAGUUGAAGUAGAUCCUAAAAUAGGUGUUCAAAAUUUCAAUAAUGCUUCUUCUACCAACACAGAACCUCCUAAAGUAGUAAUAAAAGAACCUAAUACAAAAAUUCUUAAUCAGGCAGAACCGAUUGAUUUAUUGCAUAUGUCUCCUAGUGAUUCUAAUAAUAUGUUAGCCGCAAGUCCUGUACCACCACGUAUUUCACCUGUACCGGAUCGAGGAGGAUUAUCCUACAAGUUAAAUGGUUUAACUUUAAGUAAAGCCGAAUCUACUUUACCUCAAAUACCCUACGAUGAAUUAACAAGAGCUACAGAUGGGUGGAACGAACAUAAAGUACUUGGAAAAGGUGGUUUUGGGAUUGUAUAUCGAGGAACCUGGAAGAAUACAGAUGUUGCCAUCAAAAAAAUAGAACGUAGAGGACCAGAAUCUGAUGAGAAUUACAUAAUUCAACUGCAGCAAUCACUCAGGGAAAUUACUAUUCUCAAUUCUCGACCUCAUGAAAAUAUUCUAUCACUAUACGCAUUUAGCAUCGGUGGUCAUGCUCCAUGUCUUGUUUACCAAUUUAUGAGAAAUGGCUCCCUCGAAGAUAGAUUAUUGCUUAAACACAGAACUUCUCCUUUAACAUGGCUCCAACGUCAUGAAAUUGCAAAGGGAACUGCUCGAGGCUUGCAAUAUUUACAUACAAUCGGAGAAAAACCUCUUAUUCAUGGAGACAUUAAAAGUGCUAAUAUUUUAUUGGAUAAAAAUAUGGAACCGAGGAUUGGUGAUUUUGGUUUGGCAAGAGAAGGUUCAGAGAAAGAUUCCAUGAAAGUGAGUAAAAUCCAUGGAACCAGACCAUAUUUACCUGAUGAAUUUCUUCGAGGAAAGCAUUUAUCUACAAAAAUUGAUACAUAUAGCUACGGAAUCGUUUUAUUUGAAUUAGCUACUGGACUUCCAGCGUAUGAUGACUCACGUCCAGAAAAUAAAUUUUUAAAAGAUUUCAUGGAUAAUUGGAAUGAAAAUGAUUUUCCGUUGUUAGCGGACAAGAAGGCUGGUGACGAACAUAACGAAGUGUUUUAUAACUUAAUUGUACUAGGCAAAUGGUGCUCCAACAGACUAGCUAAAGAUCGACCAGAAAUGGAAUUUGUGUACAGAAAGUUGAAUGACUUAUGAAUUACAGAAAAUGUGCCAUGUAUAAAUUAUAUU
Molecule: messenger RNA, 2034 nt
Organism: Chelonus insularis
Lineage: Eukaryota; Metazoa; Arthropoda; Insecta; Hymenoptera; Braconidae
Product: serine/threonine-protein kinase pelle-like
Exons: 4
Coding region: 493-2001 (502 amino acids)
Biological process (GO): protein phosphorylation; signal transduction
Molecular function (GO): protein binding; ATP binding; protein kinase activity
Source: RefSeq, a predicted model, not a curated record